Molecule: messenger RNA, 3084 nt
Organism: Trichomycterus rosablanca
Lineage: Eukaryota; Metazoa; Chordata; Actinopteri; Siluriformes; Trichomycteridae
Gene: maptb
Product: microtubule-associated protein tau b
Exons: 11
Coding region: 85-2454 (789 amino acids)
Biological process (GO): microtubule cytoskeleton organization; neuron projection development
Cellular component (GO): neuron projection
Molecular function (GO): microtubule binding
Source: RefSeq, a predicted model, not a curated record
AAGAAACUGCACACUGGUACAGUGCUCACUGCUGCAGUCGAACAGACAAUAACUGCGAGUCAGCCAGACUGAAAACAUCUUAAAAUGGAGCACCAGGACCUGAUGAAUUCUGGACAGUAUGGCUCUGGAGAGAAUGUGGCCUCUGCCGUGGCCGACAUGUCCAUCAACGACAGCCCUGCCGAAGGCAUGAAGAACGGUAUGGCGGUACACAUGGGGCCUGGAGAUGGACCAGGCAAAGCUGUAGCAAGAACACCAGGAGCAGAUGAUUUAACACCAGAUGAGCUCUCUCCGCCACAUAGUGGCAGAAGCUGUGUGGCGUCUGUGGAAAAAGAGCAGGAGGAGCUUCUAAAUAAGAAGAGUCCUGGAUCUGUUAGCCCACGGCAGUCACCCAUCUCUCCGAAGGACUUACAAGAUUACCAAGCUGACACUUUUGGGUUAAAGAGAAGUCCUUCAGAGGAGGUGGUCAUUGGGCGGGAGUCACUGAGCCCAUGUCAGUCACCCAUGUCCUCUCAAGCUUCACCAGCUGUGCAGAUUGAUGGUUUCGAGCGCGAGCUGAACAAAAGUCCAGAGGAGAUGGUUGAAAAACAAAUUCCAAGUGCUUUUAAAGAUGAGGAAUCGGAAGAGGAAGCUGUGAAGCAUGAUAAAGAAGAUGAGAAUGUCGCUUUUAGCUCUGAUCAUGAGACAGGGUUGGCAGGUGUUGACGUGCCUACUAAUGGUUCUAACAAGGAGGACCACACAGAUGAACCAGAAAUGGAAGAAGAUGAAGAGGAAGAAAAAGAGCAAGCAGAUAAAGAAGAGGAACAAGAAGAGGAGAAAGAAUCAGACGCAAUUCCUUCAGCUCUUAGCACUGAUGCCCCAGAUGUGUCACCACAAAAUGAUGAAAUCUUUGACUCUAUGCACAGCAUGGCUCAAUUCCAACCCUCAAUUCCUCAAGAAGAAGCUAAGAAACGAGUUCUAUCAUUCGACUACACUGAAUCUCAUGGUCAACAAGAAAUCCCUGACGGCUGGCAGAAUGGCUCUGAUAAGACACCCCCGGGCAGCAAAAGUCCUGAUUCCUGCAAAGCUGACCCUGGCUCCCCAUUCUCCCCCAGCACUCCUGCUGACCACACUCAAGAAUCACUACUUACUGACUAUCAGAAUAUAGAAACCCCAGAGGACAUACCAGUAGAACAGGAAGUGGAACCAAAUGAACAGGUGGAAAUGGAAGUGGAACCAAAUGAACAGGAUGUGGAAGAAGUCUGCAUUGCCACAACCCAUCAAAUAGUGGCAGAACCUGCAAUUAAACCAGUGGAGGACACCCAACCAGAGGAGCCAACAGACUCCAAACCAGAAGAGUACUUGGAGACAACUGAUAAAGUUCUUGUUGCUGCUGAGCCUGUUGCCAAACCAGAACAAACAGCAGCUGUUGCUGGUGUUGAUGCAGGCAAACCCAAAGCCCCCGAACCAAUGAAAACAGCACCCGCUAAAACAGAACCUGUCAAAGACACCAUUGUUCCAAAAGCAAAGAAACCUGUUGCCAGCGUUGCUGCGACACCGGUGACCAAAUCCACUGCAAAGCUCGAGAAAACCCCCUCAAAAGACACCGCACCAAUUCGAAAAACAAGCGCCCCACCCAAAGCCAAAGCUGGGGCAACAGCAGGAGCAUACGAUAAAAAUGCCAAGGCUGGUGAUGCUAGGACGAAGACAGGUGCUAGACCUCAGGGAGUGGUCACCAAAAUUCCACCUGAUUCACCCAAGACUCCAGAUCGCAGUGGCUGCAGCAGCCCUGCCAGUCGAUCCAGUACUCCAGGGCACCAGGUGAAAAAGGUGGCUGUUGUGCGCACUCCACCCAAAUCUCCUGGCUCGCUCAGAUCCCGUGCACCCAUCACCCCCGUCGCACCUAUGCCUGACCUGAAGAACGUCAGGUCUAAGAUCGGCUCCACUGAGAACAUUAAGCAUCAGCCAGGAGGAGGCAAGGUGCAAAUUCUUGAGAAGAAGAUGGAUUUAAGCAACGUGCAGUCAAAGUGUGGCUCCAAAGCCAACAUCAAGUACACUCCAGGAGGUGGCCAUGUUCAAAUAGUGCAUAAAAAGAUUGAUCUGAGCAACGUGCAGUCAAAGUGUGGCUCAAAGGCCAACAUCCACCAUAAACCAGGUGGAGGAAAUGUUGAGAUCAAAUCAGAGAAGUUGGAGUUUAAGGCUCAGUCGAAAAUUGGAUCUCUGGAGAACAUCGGCCAUGUGGCCGGAGGAGGAAACAAAAGGAUUGAGAGUCAUAAGUUAAGCUUCCGUGAGCAGGCCAAGGCUCGUACCGAUCACGGUGCAGACAUCGUGGUUCAAUCCCCCUCCAUGUCCACGGAUGGUUCACCCCGUCCCCUCAGCAAAGUCUCCUCAUCCGGCAGCAUUAACAUGAGUGAAUCGCCACAGCUCUCCACGCUUGCAGACCAGGUGACCGCCUCCCUCGCUAAACAAGGCCUGUGAUCCGAUCGCCAACGCUGGGAGAAGCCCAAGAUUAAUCCUGCAAGAAAAAAAAAAAGGUUUAAAAAAGGAAACACAACUAAAAAAGAAAAAAUUAAAGCAUUUCCCUUAGUAUUAAAAUGGUGCUUGCUGGAUUUCUUCAUGCAUUUUUAAUUUUUAAUUAUAGGGGACUGAUAGUUAUUGGCUUGUUAUUUAUGAUGAGUUGAACUGGAGUUGGUACUGUAUUGAUUUAAUACUCAGUACUUAACUACAGUUCUAGGAAAUCUACUUUUUACUGUACGCUACCUUUCCAUCACUCUCUCUCUGCUUAGUUGCCUUAUUGUGAAUGCUUUUCCUAAUUUGCCUUUCAUUAUUUAUUAAUGACUGCUAACAGGUUUGUUUUUAUAUGUGAAAUUUACUACCUGCUACUGGACUGCAAGUGAAAAAAUGAAGCCAAAUGAGCCAAUAUGGGCUUUUGAGACUGUUGGGAUGCAAACAACAAUCCAUAGAUUCUACAGGUUUAAGAUCAAUCAUGCAUGUUUCUAUACUGUAAUAAUGCAAGACUUCUGAAUAUAUAAAAUAUACAGCUCGCAUAGAGUUUCAACUGACAGAUACUUUGAUGUGAUUGGACCAAUAAAAAAACACUUUCCAGUG